This is a messenger RNA of Myxocyprinus asiaticus (Chinese sucker), 962 nucleotides long. RefSeq names its product RING finger protein 122-like. The record is from RefSeq and is a predicted model, not a curated record. The transcript has 6 exons. The coding region runs from base 447 to 842 and encodes 131 amino acids. NCBI's taxonomy places the organism in Eukaryota, Metazoa, Chordata, Actinopteri, Cypriniformes, Catostomidae.
CGAAAUAUCUAAUGCAUUGAAAAUAUUUGCCAUUGUCUGUGGUCCCUUACAUCAUCCUAUCUCCAUGAUCAAGACGGGAUUUUAUUAACAUUUUACUUUUACAUUGUCGAUAUAAGUCAUAGGUUAACAGUCGGUGAUUUGAAGUCUUUGAAAGGUUGUGCCGUGAGUGAUAUUGAUCGAGUCAUAUUGUGAUAAAAAGAAGUAAAACACCUUUUAGUGAAGGAUCAUUUUAGCACGUGAACAGACAGUUAUUCCGUUAAUCAGUGACUCAUUGCUGCAACAAACACUUUGAAAAUACGUUUUGGGGGGAGACGAAGCCCAAACGAAACAUUAUUUAGAUUCAAUAACAAAUAAAUCAUCUGAUUAUGAAGAAUAAACACUGAGCCUAUCAACAAGCCGUUGACAAUGGGCACCUUCAUUUUGAGAUGAUUCAUAUUUAAAUCACUAUGCCUCCAGUGACCUCUCAAGAACUGCCACUGAACAUUUAUGUCGUCAUCUUUGGCACUGGGAUAUUUGUGUUCGUCUUAAGUCUCAUAUUCUGCUGCUUCUUUAUAAGUAAACUGAGACAUCAGGCUCGAAAUGAGAGAGCUGGUUACACAAUGGUUCUAUUCAAAGACGAAUCAACACAGUUACAUGGGCAUGGGCUAACAUGUGCAGUUUGCUUAGAGGAUUUCAGGACAAAAGACGAGCUUGGGGUGUUGCCAUGCCAACAUGCAUUCCACAAAAGGUGUCUGGUGAAGUGGCUUGAAGUGAGAUGUGCUUGUCCCAUGUGUAACAUUCCCAUCAGUGCCGCUCCGGGUCAAAAACAGAGUCCCGGAAACCUGCUUGAUGAAUUGCUUUAAGUUUCCAAAAAAUGUGUACAAGCCAAACAAAUGACUUUUAUUUGAAAGCAGUAUUGUUGUAAAUGAUCAUGUUUGGAGUGUUUUGUAAAUCUGGAUUAAAAUCAGAAUGUUUACAUACCA